CGACUUCUCUGCGCAGGUAACAGACUUCCUUACAAUGGUGACCUCCAGCUCAAAGACGUUUGCGCCCGUAUCGCUGUCAGCGUAUCAAGCAGGAAUGCUCGAGACUUUGAUGAAACAACAAGUUCAAGACGCGUUACUCGCCCACUCGGUUCAGGUUGCGAAAGAAAACGAGCUGGACUCAGGCUGGCGCUUUGUUGGUUCAUUGGGCCAGCUCAAGACGUUCAAACUCCGGGGAUCUGAUUCCUUCAGCUCAACAUCGUUGUGGGCCACUACUCUCGAGAAAACCACACGGUCCACAGCAUGCAACUUGAACGACCGCUCAACUAUAGGAGGGCUCACUUACAACAAGCGCAACCGAAGCAGUAGCUGGACCCGCCAAACUAUAGACGGUGUUCGCUCCCAUGAAAAAUCUCAGUCGCUCCAAUCCUUCCGCACUUUCGGACGCGUCCAAGGCAAUUAUCGGGACAUUGUCAGUGUUCACCAUGCAGCUAACUCCGCUGACUUUGUCCACCAACAAAAGUUACUGUCACCUUUGGCGAUCGAUGGCGCUGUAUUGAGAACAAUUCGCGCGACAAAAGAGAGCUAUUUGGGUAUCAAGUGGCUGGCUGAGAACUCGUUAUCCGGUAAGCGCGAUGUUUGUUUCGUCGAGACGGUGGGGUACACGUCUGAUACCAAAGGAAAAGAAGUUGGUUUCGUGGCUUUCGCUUCGAUUGAUGUCCCAGAGUGCCCUGAACUUGGGUCCGUAAAGCUAACGCGUGUUCGGAUGAAGCGCACGAUGUUAGUCAUUCCCACAAAAGACGAUCCAAAGGCGACGUCCGAAGUGUUUGUCAUGGGUGCCACUGAGGCGUCUACUACGAGCAACCAGUAUCGACUGAACAUGGCUAUUCUAAAUGACAUUUCACUCGUGAUCGACUCCCAGAACAUCACCAGACAACCACUCGCACUCCACAAAGAUUGGAUCCCUGACGAGAGUCGUCCCUCGUGCACCAUUUGCAGGCGCAAGUUCCAGUUCAUCUCUCGUCGACGACAUCAUUGCCGAAUGUGUGGCGACAUCAUCUGCAAAACCUGCUACGUCAAUCGAUUCGUGUGUCGAGAGGAGAUGGAAAAUUCCAGAGUCGCAGACACCUCUGCCGUUUGCCGGACCAAGUUCUGUUUGCGUUGCAUCGUUAGUCUUCGUGCUAUCGACAAACGACUUGAUGAUUUCACUCCACAAGUGUCGAAGAUGCUCGCGUUCAAAGUCGACGCGUUGGAUAUAUCGGCAACGGAAACGUUUGAGGAAUUCCUCGAACUUGACUCUCCUGAUUCAACCCCCUGCGCUUCGUCCUUCUUCACUUUUUACAAAAACAACCACGGUCAGUUUGAUACAUCCAAGCGUACUGAUGUGGAGUUUCCGUGGAAUACAACUGCUGAUCGCAAGAAAACCUUCGCGAUGGUCACGGUUGGUGGAGUCGGAUCACUGAUUUCGCUUGGCUCGAGCAAAUUACGAUCGUCGUCGAUAUCAGUUGAUUUACCGCAUUCGGGUUCGUACACAAGACUUCGUGGACUCUCGCGACUAAGUCGUUGUAACUCCGUCACUGAUCUCUUCGAUAACAAAGUUGUCGGCAGCAAUAAUGGGAGUUCCAUCGUAUUGAUCUAACUGGUACGAAAAGAAAAAAAAUAUCGUGGUACCAGCAUAGUUAAUAUUCAGAAAACUGGAAGGAUAAUGUCACUACCACUCUGCGAAGCGGUGCUUCGCAAUUGAAGCUAUAGCAUAAAGUGAUGUUAAGUUAGAUGAACGCACUUAAAAGCGCGUGUGCUAGAGCAUUCGACCCGCUGUACUCUCUCG
Phytophthora nicotianae INRA-310 is the source of this 1825-nucleotide messenger RNA. RefSeq lists its product as hypothetical. Lineage: Eukaryota; Oomycota; Peronosporomycetes; Peronosporales; Peronosporaceae. The record is from RefSeq and is a predicted model, not a curated record. Gene Ontology annotation, molecular function: metal ion binding. The transcript has a single exon. The coding region runs from base 35 to 1636 and encodes 533 amino acids.